Molecule: messenger RNA, 2697 nt
Organism: Rhodotorula graminis WP1
Lineage: Eukaryota; Fungi; Basidiomycota; Microbotryomycetes; Sporidiobolales; Sporidiobolaceae
Exons: 19
Coding region: 1-2697 (898 amino acids)
Biological process (GO): meiotic recombination checkpoint signaling; synaptonemal complex assembly
Cellular component (GO): nucleus
Source: RefSeq, a predicted model, not a curated record
AUGGCUCAGCGCUUCAAGCCCCCGGCCACCGAGCAGCGCACCGACCAAGCCGUCACCCUCCAGACCAGCCUCGACCAGGUCAAGGUCCUUCUCGAAGCCGGCAUCGGCUGCGUCGCAUUCCUCCGUGGCCUGCUCCCCGAGGAAUCGUUCGAGGACUUCAAGCUGCUCGCGCCGCGGCCGCCCGUCUCGCGCAGCAGCACGUCGAGGGCGCUGACCGCCGACGAGAAGGCCAAGAGCAGCGCACCAAGCUCGGUCCGCGUCAAGAAGCUCAAGCGUGGUGCAUCGGUCGAGGCCGACAAGCUGCUCGACUACCUCGAGCUCGGAGCCACCGAGGCGAUUGAGAAGGGGUACCUGCACCAGCUCGUGUUCGCCAUCUACCUCGAUCCCGAUCAGCCGACCAACCUCGUCGAGAGCUACACGUUCACCUUCACGUACGAGACGGACACCGAGGGCAACAAGCGCCCAGAACUCGUCGUGCAGGACCAGCUCAGCGGCAUGGUCAUCUCGUCGAGUAGCGGCCUCGCGAGCCAGGAGGCGCCCCGCAAGGAGGGCGACGUCAAGCGCCAGGUCCAGCAGAUGAUCAAAAACCUCAUCACGAGCACACAGGUGCUCGACGAGCUGCCCCGUCGUAGGUUCCUCAACGUCCGCCUGUUCUACACCAAGGAGACGCCCGCCUCGUACGAGCCGCCGCAUUUUCGUCCGGUUCCUGUCGAUGCGCCCGGGUACAUCCUCACGACGCCGUCGGUCGCCGACCCUCCCGACUUUGGCACGCUCGGCAACGUCUCGACUGGCUUCCACGGGAUCUCCCUCCACUCGGUCUCGAUCGCGCACGUCCUCGACACGCCCUUUGACGACCGCAUCUCGCUCGACCAGGCCCUCGAGCGCAAUCGCUUCGACGCCGCCUCGCGCCCUGUCGUCUGGAACGCCGAGUCGCUCGCCGAGUCGGCCACCGACGCCGACGACAAGCUCAAGGUCAUCGAGCCCGUCGCUGUGAGGGACGCGCGCGGCGGGCUGCACACGAUCCAGGAGGUCAGCGAGGGCGACGACGUCGGUAUGGAAGAGCUGAGGAAGAGGGUCGGCAUCGAGGUGGGCGAGGAGGCCGUCAUCGGUGCGAGGGGCGUCGCCGACGAGACGGUGCUCGACUCGAACCUGUCGGACAACACGGUCCUCCGCCGAGCGAUCGCCUCGACCGAGAAGCGCGCUCCUUCGGCCGGCGCCGCCCUGACGCAGCCCGACCCGGUCGUCUCGCGCCAAAAGUCGUCCCACCCGCCGAUCCCGCUCUUUGCCGAGACGGAAACGCAGUACCAGCAGCGCCGCGCUAGCGCGUCGCACGCUCCUCGGCAAGGCGAUGUCGUCGAGCCCGGGCCCAUCAUGAUCGAGGACGAGAAGCGCGACCCGUCGAACAAGGCGCACGGGCCCUCGCCGGCGGCCGACACCCAGCUGUUCGAGUACUCGCCCAUGGACGUCGACGGCGGCAUCAAGGACGACUCGAACGCGCCGACCACUUUUGGCCCCGAGCCCGACACGCUCGAGACCGACACGGCGGCGCAGCAGUCGCUCAAGGACGCCAAGAUGGACCGCCCUCGCCGCAAGAGCUCGCGCAGCAAGAUGAAAGUGCCCGACGACGCCUGCGAGUGCGGCGACAAGGACGAGGAUGGAGGUAUGAUGUGCUGCUCAACGUGCGACAUCUGGAAGCACACGACGUGCUACGGCUUCGAGAGCGCCGAGGACUCGCGCGUCCCCGACACGUUCGUGUGCUACCGCUGCCUGUCGCACAAGGCGCUCGACGCUGCGGCGUACGAGCCGGACAAGGAGGGCGAGAUCGAGCAGGCGCUCGCCGAGUUCAGGAGCCUGGCUCUCUUCCGUCGAGCCGUCUCGAUCGUCUGGAGCGAGGGCGUCCUCACGAUGCCGCAGCUCGCCAACCGUCUCGGUGUCGACAACUCGACGGCGGCGCAGUUCAUCAAGCGCCUCAAGGCCGAGGAGUUCGUGCUCGAGCAGGGUGUGCCGCAGCGGCGCUCGCGCGCCAAGAACGCGUCGCAGGCCGGGUCGCUCAAGGCAGGCUCGCUCGCGGUCAACAAGUCGGCCAAGCAGCUCAAGCUCAAGGAGGCCCAGUACUUCGAUCCCGGCCAUGGCGCCGAGCUCGGCGUCGCCGACAUUCUUCGCCCUGCCGACGACGGCGCGACCGGCCUUACCAUGACGACGGCACGCGACCCGCUCGCCACGACCUCGACCGACAAGCCUCGCCCGCCCGCUCUCCUCGUCGACGACACGGCCUCGUCCGGCCGCCAGUCGCAGCACCAGUCGCACGCCUUCGGCGGCGGCGCGCCCCACCCUGCCGCCUCGCAGCCCGACCCGAUCCUCGACGACUCGCAGCCUCUCCCGUUCUCGUUCACGACGCCCGACUCGAUCGCCUCCCUCGACUCGACGCGCGCCCACGGUCAUGUGCUUCCCUCGGCCAAGCGCUUCUCGGCGCAAGAGCGCCUCGAGGAGCCGCCGGCGAGCUACGUUCCGACAUCGGUCGGCGCGACGGGCCGGGCCCAGGUCAAGGCGGUCGAGCAGCCGGUCUCGAUGAACCUCGACGACAACGACCCGACCGACCUCGCGCCGACUCGCCCGCCGGCCCCGAGCGCGCCCGGCCCGCUCAAGCGCCGCUCGACCAACGACCUCGACGCUAAGCUCUCAUGGCUAACGUACUAA